Messenger RNA from Hemicordylus capensis (graceful crag lizard), 2884 nucleotides. It is a transcript of the gene REM2, whose product is annotated as RRAD and GEM like GTPase 2. Gene Ontology annotation, molecular function: GTP binding; calcium channel regulator activity; GTPase activity. Gene Ontology annotation, cellular component: plasma membrane. The record is from RefSeq and is a predicted model, not a curated record. The coding region runs from base 539 to 1369 and encodes 276 amino acids. The transcript is spliced from 5 exons. NCBI's taxonomy places the organism in Eukaryota, Metazoa, Chordata, Lepidosauria, Squamata, Cordylidae.
CCGUCCAGGGGUGCGCUGCUGAGGCUCUUGGGUCUUUGUCAACACGCCUUUGUCAGCUGGCUUUGUGAGAGACGAUGCCUCGCCAAGCCGGCAGGCUGACACAGAGGAUGAGUGUGCCAGCCCCGCGUGGGGAUGGGAAGCACAGAGCGGAGUGUGUGUGUGUGUGCGCGCGCGCGCGCCUGUGUGCCUGAGACAGCUGGGGGCCCGGGGGGGAGGAGCGGCGCCCCAGAACCAACCCGCACCUUCCCUUGGGGGGGGGCUGGCAAAGUCGGCUGCCGUCUAGGACUCCCCCUUGGAGGCUUCGCUGGCUUCGGUGCCACGCACACCGCCGGCGCACUGGACGGUUCUUCUCCUGCUGGGAUGUUGCCCGGAACGAGCAUCACAAUCCCGACCUUUUCUUUCCCCUUUUUGGUCUCCCUUUUAUCAUGCACAAUGGCAUUUCCAGCCACGGAGCGGUCAUAAAGGAAGCCGGAGGCAGCCAGGCGAAGGGUUCUGAUUGGCACCAGGCGUGACACUUCCAGCAAGCUGCCUCUCCACCAUGGCGUUGCCCUCGGCACUGAUGGGGGCCGGACCACGGCGUGGCAGUAUGCCUUUGCCCAUUAAACACCAGCUAGUGAGAGCCUCGGCCGUGGAUGAACUGGAUUCUCCCCCCAGCUCCCCAGAGGUGGGCGGCAAUGGGGGGGCCAGCCCCGCAGGGGGACGAGGCCCUUACAAAGUCAUGCUCCUUGGCGAGAGCGGUGUGGGGAAGACGACGCUGGCGGCCAUCUUUGGAGGCCUGAAAGGGGGUGCCCAUCACGACGAAGAGCACGCAGAGGAUUCCUACGAAAGAAGAUUCUGUGUGGAUGAUGAAGAGGUCACCCUGAUACUGUACGACAUCUGGGAUCAGGGAGAUCCUGGAGGAUGGAUGCAGGAAUCCUGCUUGCAGACCGGCGAUGCCUUCCUGGUGGUUUUCUCUGUGACCGAUCGCCGCAGUUUCACACGGGUGCCCCCCACUCUCCUGCGCCUGCGGGCGGGGAGCCCCCGAACUGACCCCCCUAUUAUCCUGGUGGGGAACAAGAGUGACUUGGCGCGAUCCCGGGAAGUCUCACGGGAGGAGGGCCGCAGCCUGGCGGUGAUGCUGAACUGCAAACACAUCGAGACGUCUGCGGCAUUGCACCACAACACCCAAGAGCUCUUUGAAGGUGCCGUGCGCCAGAUCCGGCUGCGCCGCCACCGGCGCGAGGGGGACCACUUCAGUGGAGAGGGGGCCGGGGGCCGGCGUGAGAGCCUCACCAAGAAAGCCAAGCGCUUCCUCUCCAGCCUCGUGCCCCGUAACGGACGCUUCUUCAAGCAGAGGUCGAAAUCCUGCAACGACCUUUCUGUGCUCUGAGCCAUGGAUUGUCCUCCAGAAGCCACCAAGGAGACUCUGCAAAGAAAGACAAGGCAUCCUAUCACGUCGUCCCCUCCACCCCUCCUGCCCUGAGCUCAGUAGGUGGCCAUGUUGACCCAGAGCACUGGCUGUUCUUGCGCCCAGAGCAAGACUCCCAGAAUACUCCCAGCCUCGGCUCUCCAAUCAGCUGCAAUCCAUCACCAGACAAGCAUUGUGUGUUUUAGUCCUCUCUGUGCCGUUGGAUCUGGAAGAGCGCCUUUGAGAAUUCCAGGCUUCUGGAAAUCUUCAUGAUGUUCGUGCAAGGCGUAUAUACAAGCAACUCUUGCUCUCGAAACUCACGUGCCUCUCUCACCUUUUGAAAGAAUUUUCCUGGUACUGCCGUGAGUUUUAUUUUCUGUCCUCCGUAAUUUUGAAUUUCACCUUUAAGAAUGUCUUAAAGGUGCCGGACAGGCCUACUGCAGUGCUUCUGUCCAGGGACUCAGGAUUUCUUUGUUCUGGAUUUGUAGCUUUCCCCCCUCUUGUCACACUCAGGUGCCUGCCCACACACCCUUAGAGGAGAUUUUUGUAAGGGCACUACAUCUAGAGUGAAGCGUGUGUUUGUCUACUGUAUCUGUGAACUUAGUUGACAGACAGUUGUUCUUGACUUGUGCACAAAGCCUUACCUGUUGAGCUUAUUUGCUACAUCUUUAGAGGUACCAGUUUGCCCUCUACAUACAACACCUUAAAGAAGAUCUAACAUUCAUGGGCUUGUGCUAGAAGGUAUUAUUUCUUCCACAUUUGUGCACCUCACCUUUAAGAAACCCUGCUUAAAGGCACCGACCUUGGAAUGUUUCUUGACAGGGACCAGUGGACAGAAAUGCUGUGUGUGUGUGUGUUUAAAUAUUUGCCCUUACCUUUAAGAGGCUCUUAAAGGCACCAUCUGGGGGAACAGUUUAAUUUCAUACUUUGGCAUAAUGGAUGAGUUCAGGAUUUGUGCUCCUCUCCUUUAAAGAGCAUUUAAAGGCACCCCUCUGUGUGAUAUUCAGUUCAACCAGCUAACUUCAGCCUUGGGAAACUUACUCUAUUUGCUUAUUGAUGCUUUACACCAAUGUUAGUCUUUUCAACUGAUUCAAAAACAGCAGACUUCUGCAAAAGAAUGGCCGUUUUAUACUCUGCUCCUUUAAAAUGACUACUUUAACGUCACAAGCCAGGGGACAAGUCUGGUGUUUUAGGUUGUCCUGAAGAUUGAUUAUUAUUUAACCUCUGUACAAUUUUUAAUAAUCUUCAAAAGCCAUGCAACAGCAGUCUUAAUUUUCUUAACAAUCAGACUGGGGAGGUUCUACCCAUCAGCUGUGUGCAACCUCCCCUUUAAGAGGUCUGUUAAAAGCGUGAGUCUCAACAGCUUUGCCCCGUCUCUUAAAGGGACAGAAAUGGUAUUAGUUUUGAGGGUGUCACCUUCUGCACCCCCAGAAAGAUGAGGCCAAGUGCCUGACCGUUCUGUAUACUUUUCAAUUAAAGCCAUUUUCUACACCACCA